UCCCAGCCGGGUCUUCAGGGAAGCCCACCUCCCGCCAAGCAAGGUCCCACGGGCAGGAAUGGGGCUCGGCCCCUUUAAAUCCCGCGCGGGAACGCCCGGGGCCGGGCCGCGCCGGUCCCGGAUCUGCAGCUGGGAAUUGCUGGUCUCCGCGUGUCCUCCCGGUGCUUCCCCUCGCUGUACCCCACCUCGCGGUGCCCCCAGCCCAGCGUGCAGGCUCCUUGCGCCAGGCCUUGAGGGCGCCGCGGCCGUGGGGAGAAUGAGCCGCAUCUAUCACGACAGCGCCCUCCGGAACAAGGCGGUUCAGAGCGCGCGGCUGCCCGGGGCCUGGGACCCCGCCGCCCACCAGGGGGGGAAUGGCGUCCUGCUGGAAGGAGAACUGGUCGAUGUAUCUCGGCACAGCAUCUUGGAUGACCAUGGCAGGAAGGAGCGCUACUACGUGCUGUAUAUCCGGCCUAGUCACAUCCAUUGCCGUAAGUUCGACCCCAAGGGAAAUGAAAUCGAGCCCAACUUCAGCGCCACCAGGAAGGUGAACACAGGCUUCCUCAUGUCAUCCUAUAAGGUGGAAGCCAAGGGGAACACCGACAGACUCACACCUGAGGCGCUGAAGGGGCUGGUGAACAAGCCAGAGCUGCUUGCACUGACGGAGAGCCUCACCCCCGACCAGACAGUGGCAUUCUGGAUGCCUGAGUCGGAGAUGGAGGCCGUGGAGCUCGAGCUGGGGGCUGGGGUACGGCUGAAAACUCGAGGCGAUGGCCCCUUCCUGGAUUCAUUAGCCAAACUCGAGGCUGGAACAGUGACCAAGUGUAAUUUUGCUGGUGAUGGGAAGAUGGGGGCAUCCUGGACAGACAACAUCAUGGCCCAAAAGUCUUCAGAGAGGGCUGCAGUGGAGACCCGAGAGCAGGGGGAUGGCGCCGAGGACGAGGAGUGGGACGACUGAGGUCAGUGAGAGAUGGGGUGCCUCCGGGGCCCACUGUUGAGCAUUUCUUCCAUCAACUUUCACUCUGGAGCUCGAGAGAGCAGGUCCACCAAGCCUUGCCUGGUUCUUCCCUACAGCCACUGUGGAAUACCCUUUGAACAAGCUCUGCUAAAAUCAAACGCAAGAGCCUGACGUUAGACGUGGGGCCCAAGCCUGUGGCUCAUGGAGGGUCCCUCCCUGGAUGUGAGUCUAGCCUUCCUAGACAUUUUCAUGGUGGCCCUCACCCUGAGUGGCAACCUUGUUUCUGGAGGCAGGCAGGGGGCAAGUCCCCCAGGGCAGUCAGAAGAACUGGACUUGGUUUUGGUGCAGAACUGGUGGGGAAUCCCUCAUCUGCAUGCAGAGUGGCUCAGAGAAGUUAGCGGGGCCUCCUUCUUCUGUCCUUGUUGUAUUUCUUGCUUUCCUUCUGCAAUUGCCCUCCUCCCUAGCACUCUGUGCUGUAGCCUCUGCCCUCCUGCUCAAGCCUCCUUGUCCCCUGUGCCCUUUUCAGUCCCCAGAGCUGCCAGUUCUUUAUUCCUCCUCUGGUUCUCUGCUACCCUGAGGGUUCCUGUCUCCUGACCUCCUUUGGCGGCUUUCCUGGGAAUGCUCUUUUCAGGGAGGCUGAGAGCGUUCACAGGUGUGGCCAGCUGGUCUCCAACUCUGACUCAUUCUGCCAGGCCACAUUUUGGACAACACCUUUUUUCUUGUUUUGUACCUUGAGAACUUUUUACGAAUGAGUAAAUCUUCAGGAAGGAUUCCUCUACACUGACUGUGUUAUUAUUAGGUAUAAACUGAGCAACCUCCCUAUAAGAAGAAAGCCGUAUCUUUUUGGUUAUGAACAUUGCCUUGCUGGGUAGUAUGCCCACACCCACAUCUAUGAAGAGAUGUGGAGUUGAAAUCUACAUGUCCUAAGAAUGGGUAGGGACUUGGUGGAAUGUGGAUCCUGCUUCUCUCAGGGAAAAGAGGGGUGGUGGUAAACUAACAAUUAUGGAGUCCCCUAAUGUGUCAAACACAGCACUAGAUGCUUUCCGUGAUGAUAAUUAUAGUCCCUGACUGUUGAGUGCCUCUUGGUUCUAUUACUUGUGCCAAGCAUUUCCAGUAUCUUACUUAAUUGUCACAACAAUCCCAAGAGGCACAUGUGAUCAUUAUCUCCAUUUUUUUUUAAUAUGGUUUUCAUGGUUGAGGUCCCAGCAUUUAUUAUCAGGGUUCAAACUUUCAUUUGCCUUCCUGCAUAUUUGAGCCUGGGCUCAACAAUAUGGCUGUGAGGCUUGGGGUUAACACUUCAUUUAGGCCACCUGAAGUCACAGGUCACUGGACUGCCCUCGGGUCUCUUCUGUUCUUGUUGCCCUUUUCUUAGUUCACAUCCUCGUUCUCUUACCUCGGCUACUAUAGAAGCCGCCUCGCUAGUGUCCUGUGUCUGAAUGGGGCUGGCUCACUGUUGAGCAUGCUGGGACCUCAACCAUGUGGUGGCCAGGGGAGGGGUUAAACAGGAGGAGGACUGGGGACACUGACAUGGGGAGAGGCACCCAGUGAGGGCAUCCUGUUGCCCAAAGCACUGUGGCCAAAGGGUAUGGCAAGCUCAUGUGGGCAGGCCACCAUUCUAAAUGAGGAGGCACAGUGUGUCAAUGGGGGAGCCCCUGGGCAACAACUAGGCUUGGUGUCUCGGUGGGGUGGGGAUGGGCUCCUGGAAGGAAAAGGCCAUGGUGGCUGGAGCUUAGAGAAUGGUGGGAGGUUGGGCAUGGCAUCUUCAGCAUGUUAAGUAUUUUGGGACUUUAUCCUUAAUACCUUGGAAGCCAGUGAUCCCCGGGAGAGUAGUAAGAUCUGAUUUGUAUAUUUCAAAGAUCACUUGACUGCAGAGAAACUGAAGGCAAUGAGCCCAACUAGGAGACUGCUGCAGUGGUGGGGGUGAGAGCCUAGAGUGAUUUAGUCUAUAGCAGUGGCAGAGGAGAUGGAAAGAAAUUCAGGUAGACAGGUGGAAAGGGACUUUCCAGCAAGAGAAGAGGACCUGCAAGGCCAUGGAGGUGGGGGAGUGGCCCAAUCUUGGAAUAUGCAAUUUCUGUACAUGGUCAUUGCAAUUUUAUACCAACACAUAAAAUUUGAUAAUCCUUUUUCAAUUGAUGUUAUAUAACUACUUCCUAUCAAUAUA
Aethalodelphis obliquidens (Pacific white-sided dolphin) is the source of this 3098-nucleotide messenger RNA. It is a transcript of the gene ARPIN, whose product is annotated as actin related protein 2/3 complex inhibitor. NCBI's taxonomy places the organism in Eukaryota, Metazoa, Chordata, Mammalia, Artiodactyla, Delphinidae. Bases 59 to 937 code for a protein of 292 amino acids. The transcript has 6 exons. Gene Ontology annotation, biological process: negative regulation of actin nucleation. The record is from RefSeq and is a predicted model, not a curated record.